AUGCCACCCACCCACAUCUCCAGCACUUCCCGCGCCCUCUACCGCGUCUUCAUCGCCCCCAAUCUCCGCACAAAUACCCCAAUCCCCCUGCAGUUCCUUCCCGCCUUCGCCGCCCCCACCGCCUCAUCCUCGCAUUCCCUCGUCUCGCGAACCACCGUGCGCACAAAAACUUAUACAAAAGACACUCGCCGUCAUGCCCUCUCCGACCACUACAUCCUCGACGCAGCCAUCACCUCGCCCCUCAUAAACUUUGUCGACGAAGCUGGCAAAUUCUACCCCAGCGUGCCCCUCACCGAGGCUCUCACAAGUUUCAACAAAAUUACCCACCAUCUGGUGCAGAUGGCCCCAGGGAACGUGGAUGGAUACGGACGUCCGGCGAGCAACGACCCGGCCGACCUGCCAACAUGUCGCGUCAUCAGCAAAAUAUCCCUGCGCGAACAAUUUCAGCACAAACUAGAGACGCUGCGUCGCCAAGAAAAGGGUCAGCCUGCCGGGCCGGCGCACAAGAAUCUCGAGUUGAAUUGGGCCAUUGCAGGAGGAGAUCUUAAACACCGCUUGGAGAAGAUGAAGGGUUUUCUGAGAGAUGGACGGAAAGUUGAGAUUAUGCUGGGGCCGAAGAAAAGAGGAAAACAGGCGAAUGAACAGGAGGCGAAUGCUGUCUUGAAUGCUGUGAGAGAAGCCGUCGAAGAGUGCAAGGGUGCGAGCGUGGUCAAGAGCGAGGGCACGGUUGGGGGUGUCAUGACGAUUGUUUUUGAGGGCAGAAAGACGGACGAGAAGAAGAUUAGUAGCGACGCCAAGUCGGGGGAGGGGGCUGAGGAAAAGGCAACAUGA
Dothidotthia symphoricarpi CBS 119687 is the source of this 831-nucleotide messenger RNA. RefSeq lists its product as uncharacterized. The transcript has a single exon. Gene Ontology annotation, molecular function: ribosome binding; translation initiation factor activity. Gene Ontology annotation, cellular component: mitochondrion. The record is from RefSeq and is a predicted model, not a curated record. Bases 1 to 831 code for a protein of 276 amino acids. Gene Ontology annotation, biological process: mitochondrial translational initiation; ribosome disassembly. NCBI's taxonomy places the organism in Eukaryota, Fungi, Ascomycota, Dothideomycetes, Pleosporales, Dothidotthiaceae.